Messenger RNA from Corythoichthys intestinalis (scribbled pipefish), 1755 nucleotides. RefSeq lists its product as uncharacterized. NCBI's taxonomy places the organism in Eukaryota, Metazoa, Chordata, Actinopteri, Syngnathiformes, Syngnathidae. The record is from RefSeq and is a predicted model, not a curated record. The coding region runs from base 68 to 1357 and encodes 429 amino acids. The transcript has 12 exons.
CUCAGCCUUAUUUAGAAGAGGAAAAACGAGAAGAAGCCCGCGAAGAUUUCGAAUUGUCUUUCAAAAAAUGUCAAAGGCCGCGAUGCCGAUGGCUGCCGACCCGCCGCAGCCAGAGAAACUGGACACAUCGGAAAACCUGAGUGCAGCCGGUUUGGCGGAGGAGUCCGAAAAAGUGGGCGGGGUCCCGAUCCAUCACCGGUACCGCCGAGACCUGCUGAACGAAGACGGCGUCGAGCUAUGCUUCGAAGAGGUUCGAGCUAAAGAAUUUCUCGACAAACGAAAGAAGCAAUUGCACGAGGAAUGUCUGCGUCUGUGUGAAGAGAAGAUGCAGUUGGAGCUGCAGGUGGCGCACAGGAGCAGCCUGAUGCGGCAGUCCGCACGUUACGACGCUACCCGCAGCGUCUCUGAGGAACCUUCUUCGCUGCCGCCGUAUUCCGGGAUGUCUGAGGCGGACCUCGGCGCCAACAAGACCGCUCGUCUCCCAGACACUGCUGGUCUGUCUCAGCGUAGCAACGGCGGUCCGGAUCAAACACGAGACCAGGUGUUCACUUCCGUGGCGGAGGUCGUCCCAGAGACUCGCUCGAAAGGGGAUGGCACUAAUCCGCACCGGCGGGACGUGAUGUCUUGCGACCUGCCUUCCGGCGUGGAGUUUGAAGAGCCUCUUCCGGACGUGCAGGAAGACUACGUCGUGUGUCUCGGCGGCAAGCGCUACCAGACGUCGCGGCGCCUUCUGGCGGAAAGUGGCGUGCUGGCCUACGAGGGCUCGCGAGGCCAAUGCUCCGUCAUCAUCAAGGUGGAUCGCUGCCAGGUCUCGAGGGAUUUUGACGCGUUCGGUCGUCUGACCGAUACUUGGCCGGCUGGCGCAGACUCGCCGCGGGUCCAACGUUUUCAAUUUCGGGACGGCUGCGUCACCGUCUACGAAACCCCGCCCUCACACAUUUUCUCAGAGUUUUCGGAGCGCCUGCUGAGUGAGGACUCGUUGCCGGCCUUGGCGCCUUCCCUGCUGAGGCUGAUGGAGGCGAUGCGCGCCUGCGGCGCAGAGCCUGCGGACCUACGGCCGGACUCUCUCAUCUCGUGUCACACCAUGGGAGCGGGCUCCGAUUGGCUAUUUCCUCUGGAAUGGCGCGCGGCAGCGACGGACGCGCGGGAGGAUCAGGCGGACUCCCCGGACGUGGCCCAAAGGCUGCAUCUCCUGCUAACCGAGUACAAGACGGCAGCUGUCGAGCGCCGGACGGCGGAUAGCUCUGGACCGAGGGCUUUGACAGGAGGCCCGUGGGGUGACGCGUUCCGCUCCUUGCUCAAUGUGGAUUCGUGGACAUGCGAACAGUGGGAAACCUUCGCCGCACUCUGUGGAUAAUUUGCUCAGACUCCUCUAUUCAAUCAUGACCACUAUUUUCUCGUUUACGUAUAACCAGUGUCCGUUCCAUUUUCACGCACAUUCUUAGCAUUCAAUUCCCAUUUCUCCACGACUCGUACCAGACAUCCACCGAGACCCUCCGAGAAGGGCGGCCAUUUUCCAAAAAGAUGGCCAUCUCGGAGGAAUUGGACUGACCUUUUGAAGAAGACUAAAAUUUGGAAUUUUUGCUGGGAAGUGACGCGAAAAAGACAGCAGGAACACGCGUUCGGAGAUUACGUUCUCAGUUGGAUUUUCAGCACUUGGGUCUCGACGGACACUGGGGAUAAUGUCUGCGGCGGUAAACCACGCUUGUUCACUUUUUUUUUUUCCUUUUUGUUGAAAACAUUAGCAUUAAAAAA